AUGGGAGACGGAUCUGACUAUCCUAGUCCCCGAAGUGAAGCUCCGCACGGGGCUACUGCUGCCUCUGCCCUUGCCUCUGCUACAGAGACUCUGUCCUCAAUUGCCAGAAUGAAUGAGCCCAUGAGCUACAUGGAGGGCACGCGCCCGCGCCUCUCUGUCCGACGCGCCCGCGAUCCCCCCAAGAACCCCAAGGGCCAGAUCUACUGCGACCACCCGGAUUGCCAGAAUGCGCCCCCGACCUUCCGCCGUCCGUGUGAAUGGAACAAACACAUGGACAAACACGAUCGUCCCUACAAAUGUUUCGAACCCGGCUGCGACAAGAUCCAAGGCUUCACCUACUCAGGUGGCCUCUUACGCCACCAGCGCGAGGUCCACAAGAAGAACACCGACGCUAAGAAGCCUCUGAUGUGCCCCUAUACCGAUUGCAACCGAAGCACCGGCAACGGGUUUACCCGCCAGGAGAAUCUUCGAGAACAUCUUCGACGUCGCCACAUGCAUGCCGACGACGGCACCCCCCAGGUCAUGGUCGACAUGCCCUGGGAACGUGCCAAUGAGUUGGAAGGCCUCCGGGCCAACUCACUGCCCGCCACCGGCAUCAAGCGCAGGCAUGACUCGCCCAACGGCGACCUUCCUGAGUCCGAUGAGGCUGGUCCUGAGCUUCACAAUGAGGUUAAGCGACUGCGCCGCGAGGUCCAGGAGAAGGAUCGCCGCCUGGAAGAACUAGAGCGCAUCGUCGCCGGCCUGCAGCAGGCUAUUCCCCAGCCCGGGCCCGUCGAGUCCCAGUCCAUGUCGUUGCCCCCCGUCCCUGAACCUGCCGCUCCCCAAGUCUGA
This is a messenger RNA of Penicillium maclennaniae, 831 nucleotides long. Its product is annotated as putative C2H2 transcription factor. Gene Ontology annotation, cellular component: nucleus. The transcript is spliced from 2 exons. The record is from RefSeq and is a predicted model, not a curated record. NCBI's taxonomy places the organism in Eukaryota, Fungi, Ascomycota, Eurotiomycetes, Eurotiales, Aspergillaceae. Gene Ontology annotation, biological process: regulation of transcription by RNA polymerase II. Bases 1 to 831 code for a protein of 276 amino acids.